Molecule: messenger RNA, 699 nt
Organism: Meyerozyma guilliermondii ATCC 6260
Lineage: Eukaryota; Fungi; Ascomycota; Pichiomycetes; Serinales; Debaryomycetaceae
Gene: RLP24
Product: ATPase-activating ribosome biosynthesis protein
Exons: 1
Coding region: 1-699 (232 amino acids)
Biological process (GO): ribosomal large subunit biogenesis
Cellular component (GO): nucleolus
Source: RefSeq, a predicted model, not a curated record
AUGCAGGCAGGACGGCGAGCGCGAGCGCACCAGUACACCAGGCAUCACCAGUGGGAACAUUUUUCCCGCGAUGAGAUAAAAGUUUGUGGAGACAGCAUGAGGGUCUACACAUGUCAUUUUUGCUCGUCACCGGUUUAUCCGUUGCACGGGAUCAUGUUUGUGAGAAACGAUGCCAAGGAGUUUCGCUUUUGCCGGUCAAAGUGCCACCGCGCUUUCAAACAGCGUCGUAAUCCUCGUAAAUUGAGAUGGACCAAAGCGUUCAGAAAAGCUGCCGGUAAAGAAUUGGUGGUGGAUUCGACGUUGACGUUUGCAUCGAGAAGAAAUGUGCCUGUCAGAUACAAUAGGGAUUUGGUGGCCACCACGCUCAAGGCCAUGGCUCGUGUUGAGGAGAUCAGACAAAAGAGAGAGCGGGCAUUCUAUAAGAACAGAAUGCGUGGAAACAAGGAUAAACAACUUGCCAACGAUAAGAAGUUGGUGGAGGCCAACCCUGAGUUGUUGAGAAUGCGUGAAGUCGAGUUGAGACGCAAGGCCGAGCGGGCUGAGGCCAAGGCUGCUGAGGCUAGCGACAUGGAGAUGGACUCUGAGAUGGAGUCAGAAUCAGAAGCUGAGUCGGAGGCAGAGUCGGAGUCCGAAGCCGAGGCCGUCAAGCAAAAGGUGGUCUUGAAAAACAAGAAAAAGGCCAAGCGGGCCGUUGCAUAG